UCUCAUAACCGGCGCUUCUGUACAUUUGUGUGCGUGCAUGUUAACCGAUUUUCUUUUCUAUAACGCGUCGCUGACUCUUCUUUACAUUCUUCAUCGUAUUUUACCUUCGUUUAGUGUUAUUGUGGUUUCAUGUCAACUUGCGAACAGGCAGAAGUUUUGUGUGAAGUUUAUGGUUUUAUGUGAACAUUUUGAUUUUUUUUUAAAAUGUCGGAUAUAAAACGUGCACGGAAAAGUGGAAGAUUUUACCGGCGGUCGAACAAGUUUAAGGCGCUGAAUCCAUCAGCUGAAAUUGGACAAGAAGCGACACAAGCUGAAACAUGCCCCCAAUCGUUACCUUUAGAUCUAUUUGAAGAUGAAUCUACAGUACCACCAAUCGGUAUAAAUGAACCCCAAAUUGAGGACGAAGAUGAACCAUUGGUAGAUUACAUGUUUUCUGACAAUGAUGAUGAGGAUGACGAUAGUUUUUUGAAAAAUGACAAUGCUCUAACGCUGGAUAAGUUGUCCGUAGUAGACGGAAUUCGAUAUUGGGCAUUGUCAACAAAUGCCACGCAUAAGUCCAUUGACAUGGUGUUAAAGUUAUUCCGAAAGGUUAAUGUAAAAGUCCCUGCAACUGCUAAAACCUUGCUGCAAACGAAACGCAACGCAUCGUCAAUUUUGGUACCAUGGCAUUAAAAAGUGUUUGUGUAAUUACUACCGGUAAAUAGUUUUAGAAAUGUCAAAAAAAUGGUGUAUAUUUAACCAUAAUUUGAAAUUUUAAAUUAUUUUCACGCAUAGAUACGACAAGCCGCCAUCGAAGCAACUGACGCUGACUAUAUCCAUUGAUGGAUUACCGUUGCAUAACAGUUCUGCAAUGCAAUUCUGGCCAAUACUUUUUAAAAUAGUAGAGGAUUCAAAAGCACCGGUAA
Anopheles stephensi (Asian malaria mosquito) is the source of this 905-nucleotide messenger RNA. RefSeq lists its product as uncharacterized. The transcript is spliced from 2 exons. NCBI's taxonomy places the organism in Eukaryota, Metazoa, Arthropoda, Insecta, Diptera, Culicidae. The record is from RefSeq and is a predicted model, not a curated record. Bases 205 to 672 code for a protein of 155 amino acids.